AUGGCUUUCAAGUUCGUCGUCCUUGCUCUCUGCGUGGCUGUCGCUCACGGCAGCGCCAUCCACGGUGCUGACUCCAGCAGCUUUUCUUACGGAGUGACAGACCUGCACACCGGCGAUGUGAAGAGUCAGCACGAGACCCGCGUCGGAGACAACGUGGUCGGACAAUACUCGCUCCUGGAGUCUGACGGCAGCCGCCGCACCGUCGACUACGCCGCGGACGCGCACUCCGGCUUCAACGCCAUCGUCCGCAAGGACCCCGCCAUCAUUGCCCACGCUGCCCCUGCCGUCCUCGCCCACGCCGCCCCCGCCGUCCUCGCCCACUCCGCUCCCCUCGCCUACAACACGUACGCCGCUCCCCUCGCCUACAACACAUACGCCGCUCCUCUCGCCCACAACACCUAUGCUGCUCCUCUUGCCUACAAGACGUACGCCGCUCCCUCCGUAUCAUACUCCGCGUCCUCCAGCUCAGUGAACCACGGAGGCUACGCCGCUCUGUCCGCUCCUCUCCACCACGCCGCUCCCUUGUCCUAUGCUGCCCAUAUCGCCCCUCUCGCCUACAACGCGUACGGCUCUCACUUGGGUCAUGGAGCUAUCUCUGCCCCUCUCGCCCACGCGUGGCCACGGCGACCAAUCUCACUUAGACUAGCCAACUGUGUAGUAGAUAUUGUGCACUAUCUAUUCUGGUUAAACUUGAGAAUUCAAAUUCAGUCUUGGAACUUGAAACAAUUCCGAUGGAAUGAUAAUUCAACACGACCAGUGAGAGUACCUCUUUACGUGCUCUCUGAGGCCCCCUUCGUCGUCCUUGCUCUCUGCGUGGCUGUCGCUCACGGCAGCGCCAUCCACGGUGCUGACUCCAGCAGCUUUUCUUACGGAGUGACAGACUUACACACCGGCGAUGUGAAGAGCCAGCACGAGACCCGCGUCGGAGACAACGUGGUCGGACAAUACUCGCUCCUGGAGUCUGACGGCAGCCGCCGCACCGUCGACUACGCCGCGGACGCGCACUCCGGCUUCAACGCCAUCGUCCGCAAGGACCCCGCCAUCAUUGCCCACGCUGCCCCUGCCGUCCUCGCCCACGCCGCUCCCGCCGUCCUCGCCCACUCUGCUCCCCUCGCCUACAACACGUACGCCGCUCCCCUCGCUUACAACACAUACGCCGCUCCUCUCGCCCACAACACCUAUGCUGCUCCCUCCGUAUCAUACUCCGCGUCCUCCAGCUCAGUGAACCACGGAGGCUACGCCGCUCUGUCCGCUCCUCUCCAUCACGCCGCUCCCUUGUCCUACGCUGCCCAUAUCGCCCCUCUCGCCUACAGCGCGUACGGCUCUCACUUGGGUCAUGGAGCUAUCUCUGCUCCUCUCGCCCACGCAUGG
This is a messenger RNA of Brenthis ino (lesser marbled fritillary), 1371 nucleotides long. The record is from the annotation of a GenBank genome assembly. NCBI's taxonomy places the organism in Eukaryota, Metazoa, Arthropoda, Insecta, Lepidoptera, Nymphalidae.